UGAAAAAGGCGCAGAAAAAGUGAAAAUGAUUUUGGGUAAACAUGGUCUUUUAGCCGAGGACGAUUGGCAACCAAAUCAAUCAGAGAAACUAAUGACUGCAGAUAAUGAUAGAGGAGUAGUAGAUCAACUUCAAGAGGCUGGUGAAUUCAAUUCAGACAGUGGUAAUGCUGCUUUAGCGUCAGCUGCAGCCGCUGUCUCUGGUAUCCCACCAAAAGAUCCAUUAAAUUUAUCCAAUGAUGAAUAUUAUGCCAUUCGAAGCGGUGCACUAGCUUUAGGCGGUCUAGCACGAUGUGGUCCACUACAGCAUAGUACACCGGCUGUGGAAUUAUGGCCACCAUUUUUCCCAACAUUUAUGAGUCCGUUACGCCUACGUCAGUUUCAUAGAGUUCCAUUGAAAAGAUAUCUUCGUGGUCCAAUGUCACAGUUCAAUGUACCCUUUCCUGUGACUAAUCUCACACGUCAUAUCCAUCGUAAAAUGCGUGAAAGAGAAGAUGAACGAGCUGCUACAGGUGGUGGUGAAAUUUUCUUCAUGAGAAAUCCUGGAGAUUUAUCUGGAGCUGAUGGAGAGAUUGUUUUAUUUGAAUUUUCUGAAGAAUACCCUCCAUUGAUGGCACAGGUUGGUAUGGCUACAAGAAUAAUAAACUACUAUCGUCCAUUAGUGCCAAGAGAUAGAUCCCUUUCACCAUGUCCACAUGCUUACAAUGAACCACCUGAACUACCGUAUGGUUCACUUGUUUACGUUGGAGGUUCUGAUAGUCCAUUUCUUGGAGUUAUUCGACCCGGUGGUUGUUUACAGACUGUUGAAAAUAGUAUGUAUCGUGCACCAAUCUAUCCGCAUACACUUUCCAAUACUGAUUUCUUAUUAAUACGUAAUCGUAAUGGGAUUAGUAUACGUCGGAUAGCCAAUGCAUUUACUGUUGGUCAAGAAGUACCCCUAAUGGAAGUCCCUGGUCCAAAUUCAAAACGUGCUAACAAUUUUGUACGUGAUUUUCUACAAGUAUUCAUCCUGCGCUUAUUCCUACGUAGUACAGAUGAACCGAAACGUAUUAAAAUGGAAGAGAUUCGUAAAGCUUUUCCAAAUCAUUCAGAAAGUAGUGUCAGGAAACGAUUGAAAAUCUGUGCUGAUUUUAAACGUACUGGUUCUGAUGCAAGUUGGUGGGUUCUACGCUCUGACUAUCGAUUACCAUCAGAAGAGGAAGUCCGCUAUCUUGUUUCACCAGAAGACUGUUGUGCACAUUACAGUAUGCUGGCGGCUGAAUUACGUCUGAAAGAUGCUGGUUACGGUGAAAAGUGUCUAUUUGUUUUGGAUGAAAAUCAAGGCGAAGAAGAAGAAGAUAAAGAAGGUCAACCUAAAAUGGAAGAUGAGGUGAGAGCUGCACCAUGGAAUACAACACGAGCGUAUUUAGCUUCACAACGUGGUGGUUGCUUCCUUGAAUUACACGGAGCUGCUGAUCCAACUGGUUGUGGUGAAGCUUUUUCCUAUUCUAAAACAUCAGCUAAACCUGGUGCAUUAUUUAGACAAGCCGGUGGGGAAGUGGCUAGAGGAUUAUUAAAAGGUAAACGUACUGUCACUGGAACUGAUGCUGAUUUGCGUAAACUGCAUCUACGUGAUGCACGUGCUUUAUUACGUUCAUUUGGGAUUAGUGAAGCUGACUUGAAGACAUUUAAACGUUGGGAAAUCAUUGACAUGGUUCGUUUCACAUCGACUGAACGAGCUAAACAAGGCGAAGAAGAAGGUUCAGCAAAAUUCGCUCGUGGUAAUCGCUUAUCAAUGAGUGAACAAAUUCGUUGUUAUAAAGAAGAAUGUCAGCGAAUAUUUGAUCUACAAAAUCGUGUCCUGUCGAAUCCAGAACUGUUAAGCUCUGAUGAAGAGAUGAGCAGUGAAGAUGAUGAAGAUGAAGUCACCGGGACUGAUGGUGUUGGUGGUCAUCGAUCUACAGGGCUAGGUGGGCAUAGUUCCAGUGGACCGAGUAAUUCCAUAGGCGGUGUACGUCUGUCCAGUCUAUCGUCAUCAGCUCGUUCUUAUGCACAAGUUAGUCGUAAUAUGGAAUCGUUAAUGUCUAAUCGGAUAACAUCUAAAGAGUUAGACAGUAAAGGUGAUGAUAAGGAUCGAAGUAAACUGAAAAGAGCUUUAGAAGGCAGUGAUUCAUUACCAGGAACAAAACGACCACGUAAAACGAAUCAGUUACAGCUGAAAGAGGCUGACUUAUCCAGUACAGAAUGCAAUGAAGGCAGUACAAGUGGGAAUACAGUGUAUGAUGCUAGUGCUACUGCCGCUGGAACAAUUCUUGACUUACAACCACCAUGGCCAAAUGCCAAUAAGAAAAUGUUACGCAUAAUGCGUACUUAUUCAGAAGACGGGCAUCAGUACACACGAACGGAAUUAGUACCAUGGUCACCGGUUGUAGAAAUCUACUUGAAAAUUCGUCAAACACGUGAUGAUGAUUUUAUUCAUAGCUUUGUUGACUCAGAUGAUCACUUUCGCGAGCAACAGAAGAAAGAGAAACGAAGAUUACAGGAUCAAUUACGUCGUCUUCGUAAACAACAACAAAUUAUCCGAGAACGUGGUGGUGUUGGCAGUGGAGGGGUUAUGCCCGGUAUGAAGUCUUCAUUAGGAUUGGGCAAUAAAGCGAAUCGACAUAGACGGCAUAAAACACUGACAGAGGCGUUGAUUAAAAUGCGUUGUGGUGCAUGCGGUCAAAUGGGUCAUAUGCGUACUAAUAAAGAGUGUCCAAUGUAUGGACGUGGUGGCGGUAGUACCUCUGCAUCUCUACAGAAUGAUGUAGGUGUCCGAAGAACAACAACAACAUCAACUACAGAACGUGGUCAACUACGUUCACAAACCUCUCUGCGUAAUCUAUCGCGUUCAAUUGAUGACUUGGGCAAUACAAAGCUAGACGAUAGAGGAGAAUUAAGCUUCUUAGAGGCUAGUUGUUAUACUGGUCGAAAAUUAGAACCUGAAACGAUAGCAGCAGCACAAGCAUUAGCCUCUCGACCUGUAUGUGAAUUGUUAGCAGAACAAGAAGAAGAAGAAGAAGCAGAAAAGGCUAAUUAUGGUCAUGGUACGGAGAAUCUUGAUGAUAGACAUCAUAGCAAAGAUUCAGAGGAUUUUGAUGAAUCAUCUAUGCAUAGUGCUCUUGGAGAGAAUGAUAUGACGGUUGAAGGAACUAAGCUAAAACUUCACUCUGGUUUAACGAAAUACAUUAAAGAACAAAAUCGUCGUAAUCUAAAGCUGAAAAUACGUCGUCAGUUGUUAGAUCGUUUGGAUGCUGCAGCUGCUGUUGUCCAGUCGGCGGUUAAUUCAAGUCGACGUGGAGCAAUGGGUGCUGGUCGUGGUGGUGGUGGAAGAAAUCGACGCUCCAGUAUGGGUAUUAAUGAUGAUGACUUUCCGACAAGUAUCAAACAUCGUGGUAAUCGACGGCGUAUUGAUCCUCGUGUUGCGCUGAAUCAUAUUUUUGAAGGAAUCUAUAAGGGUCUUACUCAAAUACCCGGUUAUAAAAUAUUUAUGCAUCCAGUGAAAGAGAAAGAUUUUCCUAAUUAUUAUUCACAAAUUGAUACUCCAAUGGAUUUAUCUCAGAUACGUAUGAAAAUCAAUGAGAAUAGUUAUGCUACACGUGAAGAAUUCCUAUCUGAUAUCCGAUUAAUUUAUACUAAUUCUUCAAAAUUCAAUGGUCGUUAUAGUGCCUAUACAGAGACAGCUAUGAAAAUGUGUUCCCAUGUAAUGGAACAAUUUUGUCAUAAAGAAUUAAAAUUAAUGCGAUUAGAGUCACUGGUGAAUCCUCUACUGGAUGAAGAUGAUCUUGUCGGUUUAAGUUAUCUUCUGCAACAGGCUAUUGAAGCUAUGCGUAGUGUUGAGCAUAGUCGACCAUUUCAUAUACCGGUGGAUAAACGACGAUAUCCUGAUUAUUAUAAAAUUAUCAGUAAUCCAAUGGAUUUAUCAACGCUUGAAAAAUUAGUUAAAGAAAAUCGAUUUCAUUCACGUGAUGAAUUUUUCGAACGGACAGAAUUAAUUCUAACCAAUUGUAUUACAUUCAAUGGUACUGAAAGUCCAUUAACAGAGAUUGCACAAAAAAUGCUACAAGCUGCACGUACACGUUUAGAACAAGAUAAAGAGACAUUAGAUACACUUGAAGCGAAUAUACGUAGUAGUCAUCUUGGAAAUGAAUCACAAAGUUGUCCAAAUGAUUCUAAUUCUCUCCUAUUAGAAGAUGAACAACAGCAACAACAAAAAGCCGCCAAUUCAAAAUCUAAAUUACUGAAGCGUAGACUAUCACCGUUAAAAUCGGUUAGUAAAGAAGAGAAACAAGAAGCAGGAGGAGAAGGAGAACAGGAAGAAGUUAAGAAAAAGUUGCUUGGAUCAAUCGAGAAGGACGACGCCUUCCCUCAGCAUCACCAUGAUGUUAGUUUCACUAGUUCUGAUGAUCAAACCAUAACAGCUGAGAAAUCAAUGACAAGCAAACCAGUAGAUAGUGGUGGAUGUGGUCGAUUAUUACGUCAACGAUCAAGUGGAGCUUGGUAUGGUGUUGACCUAGACUAUGAUGAUGAUGAUGAAUCCGACGAAGAUGGUGGUAAUGCUGCUGGAAGUGACAACGAUGAUGAUGGUGAUGCUGAUACUGAUGACGACGAUAAGUAUGCGCAUAAUAAACCAACAUCCUCUGCUAAACGAAUGCCUAUUCGUGGUGGUAGUGGUAGUCGUAGUACGACGUCAAAACAAUGGACGACAACAACAACACAAGUAGAUGACGAUGAUGAAAGCAAUGAAUUACUAUACACAUCAAAAUCGAAUCAGUCGAUGUCUAAACUUCAAGAUUCUGAACAUACAGAAGAUUCAAACUAUACAGAAGAAGGUAAUGUUCUUGAUGAGAAUUCUUCAUUUUAUGAUUGGAAUAGUCAAGAGGCGAUUAGCCGAACUAUUGUUGCUGCUGCCGACAAUAAUUCUCUCAGACAAACUGGACAUAAUCUAAGUGAAGCAAGCUCUCCGACAAGUGAGCAUACAGUUGAGGAGGAAGAAGAAGAGGAUGAGGAAGACAAUAUUGAUCGACAUGACAAUGAUGAUCACAGUAACCAUGGUUAUGAUGAUGAUAAUGAUGAUUCUCAACAAAUCAAUGAUUGGAACCAGUUCACCAGGGGAAGUAAUGUCGAAGAAGGCGAUGGCGAUGGCGAUGAUUAUCAUGGUGGAGUGUUAGAUUUUCGUUCUCAACAAGAUAAAUUUCCUACUUAUAUUGAUGAAGACACUCGUUUUUCUCUAGGUAAUGCAGAUAUGCCAGGAUCAAUCACCGGUGUUGGUGUUGGUGUUGUUGGUGGUGAUGUUAAUACAGUCGGUGGUCAUUUGGAUUAUUCUCAGCUAGAUUUAAAUGAUAAUGAUGAUGAUGAUUUAGUUGCAAAAGACUUACAGUUGACUGAUUCAGAUGAUGACAGUUGUUUAUCUGGUCAAGGCGGAGAAUUAUGCACUGAUGAGAAUGAUGGUGUUGGUCUAAAUCUGGUUGGCGAUGAAGAAGACGUUGAUGGCAGAGGUGCUGGUGGUGGUGCCGAGGGUGUUAAUACACAUGCUGAUUAUACAGGAUAUAAUCUAAGCAAUUCUCAAAUUAUGCCCCAAAAUGACUCGUUCUCAUAUGAUCAACACUGCCAACAAGAACAAGAGCAGCAGCAACAACAACAACAAAAUGACGAUAACAAUCCUGUCUCCUUUUUUAUCAGUGAUGAAGACGAUGACGACAGUUAGAGGCGAAUAAAUAAAAAAAUUAUAUUCCUUCAUUAUUUAUUGUAUAUAUAUAUAUAUAUAUAUAUA
Trichobilharzia szidati is the source of this 5788-nucleotide messenger RNA. NCBI's taxonomy places the organism in Eukaryota, Metazoa, Platyhelminthes, Trematoda, Strigeidida, Schistosomatidae. The record is from the annotation of a GenBank genome assembly.